Messenger RNA from Hyaloscypha bicolor E, 5184 nucleotides. RefSeq names its product acetyl-CoA synthetase-like protein. Gene Ontology annotation, molecular function: catalytic activity; phosphopantetheine binding. Bases 1 to 5184 code for a protein of 1727 amino acids. NCBI's taxonomy places the organism in Eukaryota, Fungi, Ascomycota, Leotiomycetes, Helotiales, Hyaloscyphaceae. The transcript is spliced from 2 exons. Gene Ontology annotation, biological process: secondary metabolite biosynthetic process; amino acid activation for nonribosomal peptide biosynthetic process. The record is from RefSeq and is a predicted model, not a curated record. Gene Ontology annotation, cellular component: cytoplasm.
AUGGGAAGCAUAAUCAACGGACCGUACCACGGUUGUGUAGAACAGGAACAAGGCGAGGUCCACGUGGAUGACGAGUUAUUCCACCGUGAUGUGUCCUUUCCAUCUCUUAUUGAAUUUCAUGCACGUUGGCAGCCUUCGCGCGUCUGCAUCGUUUCGAGCUCGGCAACAUAUGAUUUCGAGAGUCUCUGGAGCCUAGUAAUGGUGAACGCCGGUCGAUUUUCCCAUCAAGGAGUCAACCAAAGAUCAAAAGUGGCCAUAGUGUCAGAAUCAUCUCCUGCUUCGAUAGUGGCUUUGCUUGCCGUUCUCAAAAUCGGAGCAAUUGGUGUGCCCCUAAGCUCUGCGCUCCCCACGUCUCGCAUUCAAUCUAUGGUCCAAAUAGGCAAGCUAACACACUUGAUUGCCAUGACGCCUCAGUCGCAGCAAACCAGCCUGACUGAUGUGGUCCAUAUCACCCUUGAUCUGGAGUUACAAGCGCCAAGUACCAUCCUCGAAAUCGAUCCACUCCCAGAAGUAGAUCCUCAAGCACCAGCCAUUGUUAUAUUUACCUCGGGCAGUACUGGAGAGCCGAAAGGUGUUAUACACUCUCACGCGAGUCUCAGUACGAUGGCCCUUGCUGUAGGCAGAGCCUUGCACUUAACUCCGGAAGAGCGCAAUUUCCUCUUUCCACCUUUUGGCUGGGCGGUUAACAUUAUCGACACUUUUGCGACCCUCGUAAGCGGCGCUUGUCUUUGCAUACCGACAGAGACCGAGAAAUCGCAAGGAUUGGAAGAUGCAAUAUGUCGUUUUGCUGCUACUCGCACGACACUUCCACCUUCCGUACUGGGAAUCAUGGAACCAAGCACCGUCCCUCCUGUGAAAAGCAUCGUCCUUGCUGGGGAGCCAAUGCGCCCAGACAUGUUCCUCACCUGGAGUCCUCACGUGAUACUUUACUGGAAUUAUGGCUCUUCAGAGACGCUUAUGGUGCUAGCAGGAAACGCAGCGGAGCGCGAGAGCAACGCAUUGAAUGCCGGUCAUGCUCUUCCAUCCUGCAGUUGCUACGUUCUUGAUGAAAACGGCAACGAGCUUCCACCUGAUCAGCCUGGUCAGCUCGUUAUCGAAGGCCAUACCAACUUCAUGGGCUACUUACGAGACGGCGAAGCCUGCAGUCCUGAGCGCGGACAGAGCGGCUGCGUAAUUGUACGCUCUGGAGAUCUUUUUGAGCAAGACGGUCGAAAUGCAGCAUUUGUCCACCGUGGACGAAUCGACUCUCAGCUGAAAAUUUCAGGCCAGCGGUUCGAGCCACAGGAGGUAGAAAACAAGCUCUGGUCAGCUCUUAGAGACGUCAAGGAGUUGGCUGUUACAGUAGCCAUGUUGAAAGGAAAUGCGAGAGGACCUGUUCUUGUGGUGGUAGUUGCCCUCGAAAACAAAGACUUUGCCAGGGAUUCUUCUCACGCGCGUUUGAACUGCUCAUUCGAACGCCUUGUACAGACACUCCCACCUUACAUGAUUCCGAUCGGAGCCCUGGAAAUCGACAAACUCCCAAGGUUUCAUAACGGCAAACUCGACCGCAAAGGCAUCGUAUGCUUAGCAGAGCAGCGAGCUGUCACCGAUUUGAUGGAUUUACGGCCUCCACACGAGGAUCAAACGAAGAACCUUGACAUUGGCUUAGCAAGCAAAGUGGCUCUCGUUUGGGCUAGAGUCUUGAGUUUAGACUCCAAAGACGUCAAAUCUCCCUCUAGCUUCUUUCUCCUGGGUGGUAAUUCUCUUUACGCUAUGAGAGCAUGUAAAGAGCUGCGGCAAAUUGGCAUUUUGAUGUCUAUCUCUGACUUCUUUCUCCAUCCGACCUUAGGCCAGAUGGUACAUUUCAUUGCUACGGCAAAUGUGUUUCAACCAGAGGAAGCUGAACAACCCCGGCAGAGUCGCCUUCAUAUUCCUGAGAUUGUCAGUAGUGAGCUCCACCAGAUGGCGGCCAAGCAAUGCGGCGUUGAUGAGGGACUGAUCGAGAAUGUCUAUCCUUGCACUUCGAUGCAGGCCGGACUGAUGACGCUCAGUGAAAUACAAGAAGGUGUAUACGUUGCAGAGCACACGUUCCGGCUUCCCAGAUCUUGGUCAAAGACAGCCUUCAUCAAUGCAUGGUUACGAGUCCUUAACGCAACUCCAAUAUUGCGGACUCGGAUUGUGCGCCAUCAGAACGGGGGACUGUAUAAUGUCACAAUGCGGUUUGACGAAUACAAGGCCCGACUAUUGGACAUGUUUCCCCAAUCAGUUCCGAUGAUCUGUGGAUCUCAAUUAUUCUUGCAUUAUCUCGGUAUGGAUCUGGAGCAUGACUGCUUGACUUGGCAUUGGCGAGUACACUAUUCCGUGUACGAUCGAUGGUCUACCGGCCUUAUUCUUGAAAUGGCUGAGAAAGAAUAUGAUCAGGUGGAGACGAUGCGCUCGACACCCUUCUGGCUGUUUUCAAGGGCCGUGGUCCAACAGGGACUAUCUGAGGAGGCGAAAGAAUUCUGGCGCUCCAGGUUAGAAUCCUUUGCUGGCAGCGUUUUUCCGCAGCUCCCUCUCAAUCAUCAUGUUUGCCGAGCCUCAAGCUCAAUUACUUUUGAAACCUCGAUUCAGAGACGAAGGUCCGUAACAACGCAAGCAACAUUGAUUCAGAGUGCUCUUGCAUUACUGAUCUCGAAAAUUCAUGGCGAGUCAGAUGUGGUCUUCGGAAUGACCAUCCAUGGAAGAGCAUUGUUUGAUUGUCCGGAUGCUGAAAAGGUCGUCGGCCCGGCUAUUGCAACGGUGCCUAUGCGGUUGCAGCUUGACGGCUUUAUACAUGUCCAUGAAUUUCUCAAGCAGGUGCAGACACAGGCGGCUCUCAUGUCUGACUACGAGCACUAUGGCAUACAGAACAUGAAAUCAAUUGGGCCAGGUUGUGCGUCUGCUGCGUCAUUUACAACGCUCUUGAUCGUACAGUCAGACCUGGAAUCUGGCAUUGGUCGCGGUCUUCGACGUAUCGUGGAACUGGACACUAGUGCCUCUGAUUUUUAUUUGCAUUAUCCGCUUGUCAUCGAAUGCUUCCCACAUUCCGAAGGCAUCAAGGUGAGGAUACGUUACGACCCUGGCGUAUUAUCCGUGUGGGAUGUGCAGAUGAUGGCCAAGCAAUUCGAACAAUUACUAGACGAAAUGGAACGCAACGCAGAUCCGUCGACAGCUAUAAUGGACUUGAGUCUAGUAAGCCCCGAAAAUACUGCCGAUCUCCUUCGAAUGAGCUGGGGUAAUCUGCUCGAACAUCGCGAAUGCCUCCAUGAGCGCAUAUUCGCCAAAGCAAAAGCCUGGAAGGAUGAAGAUGCUCUUCAUGGAUGGGACGCCAGAUACACUUAUGCCGAGCUGGAUGAUCUUGUCCGUGUUCUUGUCGCGCGCCUCUCACAAAGCCUUGGACGUAUUCCGGGAAAGAUUAUCCCGAUUUGCUAUCAAAAAUCUGCAGCCGCUAUUGUCGCAAUGUUGGCCACUCUUUCUGCGGGCCAUGCUUUUCUACUGGUUGAUCCUACUCUGCCUGCUCAGAGGAUCAAGUACAUGGUCGAAGUGGUGAAGGCUGACCAGAUAGUCUGCUCCUCCGAUACUAUACACCAUGUCCAACACAUUGUGGCUCAAACAAUCAAUUUCGAAGACAUCAUGAACGCUACCUCGCCCGCUCCAGAGUUCUUGAUGGAUGCUCCUAGCUCACCAGAAACACCGGCGUACUGCAUUUUUACGUCUGGCUCCACCGGGUCGCCAAAAGGAGUACUUCUGUUGCACAAACAAGUUACGAGUGGUCUAGAAGCACAGUGUGAUGGCGGGCUCUAUCGUCGAAAGACUCGCCUGCUCCAAUUUUCCAGCUACAGCUUUGAUACGUGCAUCGCCGACAUUUUUGCCACACUUUUGAGUGGAGGGUGUAACAUCAACGAUUUCUCCGUUAAUGCAAUCGAUCUGACGCCUUCGGUGGCAAGAAUGAUUCAACCGGACGAUGUACCUAAUUUAGAAGUGCUUCGUCUUGGGGGUGAGCCAAUGCACAAUCAUCAUAUUCACACAUGGGCGAGUCGCUGCAACCUUCAGAAUACAUAUGGUCCAACCGAAUGCUGCGUGCAAUGCACAUUUGUCGAUCACGUAGAAGACACCAUGUCUCCGUUGGUUAUUGGCAAGGGAAUUGGCUGCAAUACUUGGGUUGUGGAUCCGCAAAAUCACAAGUAUCUCAUGCCACUAGGAGCUGUAGGCGAAUUAGCGAUUCAAGGCCCUGCUGUUGCCGGUGGAUAUAUCAACAAUUUGGAGAAGUCGAGGACCUCGUUUCUCCCCAAGGCGCCGUGGCUAGAGACUUACAAUAUCGAAUGCGACUACCCAACCUAUCUUACCGGAGACCUGGUGAAGUUCAAUCAACAAGGCAACCUUGUCUUUGUUGGGAGGCGAGACAACCAGAUUCAGAUCCGAGGUCAGCGCGUAGAACCUGAGGAAAUCGAGCAUGUCCUCCAGCAAGAUCCUCUUACUGAUCAGGUUGUCGUAUGCUACCCGUCAACGGGAGUAUUCGCAUCCCAGCUAGUCGCUAUCCUCGAACCUUCUCAUUUCGACUCCGGUCUCUCCUCAUCGUCAGUCGUCGGCCAGCAGCAAUUGCCCGGACCACUUGUAAACUGGAUGGAAAGAAGUGCCCAAGAAGCAGCAGAAUUCCUCCCCAAGUAUAUGGUUCCCGCCGUAUACUUGUCGGCGGAUAAGACUUUGCUCAUGUCCUCUGGCAAGCUUAAUCGUCGAAGUAUGCAGCAAUGGCUCGAACAGCUUUCCACAGAUGAGCUCGAGUUUUUGAAUCUCUAUCAGACGGCCAAGACCUCUGAGCUAGUCACAUUAUCGCCUGACCUGCCGGAAUCGCUAAUAUCCCCAAUCGUGGAACAGAUCCAAUAUCUUCUGUCUUGGAGAUCAGGGAACUCGCAAGGCAAGUUCUCAAUUCGACACUCAUUCUCCCGCAUUGGUCUCGAUUCCAUUACCAUAGCCCCUCUUCUGAAUUGGAUCAACAAGACGUAUCAAGCGCAGAUGGAUAUGCAAACAUUACUGAGACUCGAAACGGUCCAGGAGCUCGCGUGCCACCUCCAUGGCAGAGGAGCGCAGAGCGUAAUUCGAAAUGCGUUUAGCGAAGACUACGAAGUCAUUGAAGACACCAUUUCCAAGGGAGUGAACCAACUUUGCCAGAACAAUCACAUAUAA